AUGCCGAUAGAUUACUCUAAGUGGGACCGACUGGAGUUAUCGGACUCCGAGGAGGAGAACAAACCUCGUGUAAUAAAGUUGGACCGUACUCAGCGGGUUGAGCUUGGUCGAGACGGCUACAACAUUGUGUCUGGCACCGUGAAUACGGGUGCUCCUUGCGAAGUCGCUACCCAAUACAAAUUUUGGAAGGAUCAUCUUAAGAACGGCAAUGUGGUUGUAAGAUCUCACGCAUUCUCGCAGGACCGUUACGAUAUUUGUCUUCUUAUCGCCGUGCGUGAAGAGGCACGGCCGGGGUUAGAGGUCGAGGUGACGGAAUCCCAUAUCCGUAUUAUUGCUAAAGGUGUGGAAAUUUUUAGCAAGGAGUUCUUCGCAAAGGUUAAAAGCGACGAUGACUAUGUAAACUGGCAAAUUGUGCGCAAGUACGUGGAUUGGAACGCUCUGGAGUCGUACUGCCACAACGCCAGCCUUGGAGCGUCGGGUGCCGACAUGGUAUUCACCGAGUUCUAUGAGCAGAUGUUCGUGGAGGUUGAUCUUAAAAAGCAAAACACUAUAGACGAGUGCUUUUUAUGGUGGGCCAAAGCCUUCAAGGACGACGUGCCGUCUAUACGAUUCGAGAGUCAGGGGGGCACCGCAUUUAAGGAAUCAUGGAACCAGGCCCAUGAAGCCUUCAAACAGCGUGUGAAGAGUUUUCAGAAGGUGCAACUAUGA
Babesia ovata is the source of this 708-nucleotide messenger RNA. Its product is annotated as nuclear movement domain-containing protein. Bases 1 to 708 code for a protein of 235 amino acids. The transcript is spliced from 2 exons. Lineage: Eukaryota; Apicomplexa; Aconoidasida; Piroplasmida; Babesiidae. The record is from RefSeq and is a predicted model, not a curated record.